Messenger RNA from Nestor notabilis (Kea), 780 nucleotides. RefSeq names its product fumarate hydratase (gene FH). Gene Ontology annotation, cellular component: tricarboxylic acid cycle heteromeric enzyme complex; mitochondrion. The annotation marks the transcript as partial. Gene Ontology annotation, biological process: malate metabolic process; fumarate metabolic process; tricarboxylic acid cycle. The transcript has 4 exons. NCBI's taxonomy places the organism in Eukaryota, Metazoa, Chordata, Aves, Psittaciformes, Psittacidae. The record is from RefSeq and is a predicted model, not a curated record. Gene Ontology annotation, molecular function: fumarate hydratase activity.
GUAGCUGAAGGCAAAUUAAAUGAUCACUUUCCAUUGGUGGUGUGGCAGACUGGCUCUGGAACUCAAACCAAUAUGAAUGUCAACGAAGUCAUCAGCAAUAGAGCCAUUGAGAUAAUGGGGGGCACACUGGGGAGCAAAAAACCAGUGCAUCCAAAUGAUCACGUUAACAAAAGCCAGAGUUCAAAUGACACUUUCCCAACAGCAAUGCAUAUUGCUGCUGCCCAGGAGGUUAAUGAGGUGUUAUUACCUGGACUAAAGAAGCUACAGAAUGCACUUGAAGCAAAAUCCAAAGAGUUCUCCCAGAUCAUAAAAAUAGGGCGCACUCACACACAAGAUGCUGUUCCACUUACACUUGGACAGGAAUUUAGUGGCUAUGUGCAACAAAUUAAAUACGGUGUGGCUAGGAUUGAGUCAACCAUGCCAAGAGUGUAUCAGCUGGCAGCUGGUGGGACUGCAGUUGGUACAGGACUAAACACAAGGAUUGGUUUUGCUGAGAAAGUUGCUGCUAAAGUGGCUGAACUGACAGGUUUGCCUUUUGUCACUGCUCCAAAUAAGUUUGAGGCUCUUGCAGCUCAUGAUGCUCUAGUUGAACUCAGUGGAGCUAUGAACACAGUGGCAUGUAGUCUGAUGAAAAUAGCUAAUGAUAUUCGUUUCCUGGGUUCUGGACCACGCUCUGGACUAGGAGAACUCAUCCUGCCUGAAAAUGAACCAGGAAGCAGCAUCAUGCCAGGUACAGAGAAAACAUGCCUGUUUCUUUUGAUUCGGACCACUAACUCUUAA